Molecule: messenger RNA, 4790 nt
Organism: Nyctereutes procyonoides (raccoon dog)
Lineage: Eukaryota; Metazoa; Chordata; Mammalia; Carnivora; Canidae
Gene: LCLAT1
Product: lysocardiolipin acyltransferase 1
Exons: 6
Coding region: 127-1308 (393 amino acids)
Cellular component (GO): endomembrane system
Molecular function (GO): acyltransferase activity
Source: RefSeq, a predicted model, not a curated record
CCCGACCGGGAAGGUCCCGGAGCUGCUUUGUUAAACCACAGGUGCAAAACGUCCCCGACUGUCCGCCGCGUGCGAGGCUUGGCCGUGGGCCGUGGAGCCCUAACCAGUGUCUCCUUCAGGCGCCAGAUGCCUGCACCCAAAGGUGCCAGAGCGGUGGGGCCACGAAAGGAAAGAAUCAUGGUGUCAUGGAAGGGGAUUUAUUUUAUACUUACUCUGUUUUGGGGAAGCUUUUUUGGAAGCAUUUUCAUGUUGGGUCCCUUUUUACCUUUGAUGUUUGUAAGCCCAUCUUGGUAUCGCUGGAUCAACAACCGCCUUGUGGCAACCUGGCUCACACUACCUGCGGCACUGCUGGAGACCAUGUUUGGUGUAAAAGUGAUUAUAACAGGUGAUGCGUUUGUUCCUGGGGAAAGAAGUGUCAUCAUCAUGAAUCAUCGGACAAGAAUGGACUGGAUGUUCCUGUGGAAUUGUCUGAUGAGAUAUAGCUACCUCAGAUUGGAGAAAAUUUGCCUUAAAGCCAGCCUCAAAAGUGUUCCUGGGUUUGGUUGGGCCAUGCAGGCUGCUGCCUAUAUCUUCAUUCAUAGGAAAUGGAAGGAUGACAAGAGCCAUUUUGAAGACAUGAUUGAUUAUUUUUGUGAUAUCCAUGAACCACUCCAACUCCUCAUAUUCCCUGAAGGGACUGAUCUCACAGAAAACAGCAAGGCUCGAAGUAAUGAUUUUGCUGAAAAGAAUGGACUUCAGAAAUAUGAAUAUGUCUUACACCCAAGAACUACAGGCUUUACUUUUGUAGUAGACCGUCUAAGAGAAGGUAGGAACCUUGAUGCUGUCCAUGACAUCACGGUGGCGUACCCUCACAAUAUUCCUCAGACAGAGAGGCACCUCCUCCUCGGAGACUUCCCCAAGGAGAUCCACUUCCACGUGCGCAGGUACCCAGUAGGUGCCCUCCCCGCAUCCGCAGAGGACCUCCAGCUCUGGUGCCACAAACGGUGGGAGGAAAAGGAAGAGAGGCUGCGCUCCUUCUAUCAAGGGGAGAAGAAUUUUCACUUUACCGGACAGACUGUAAUUCCACCUUGCAAGACUGAACUCAGGGUCCUGGUGGUCAAAUUGCUCUCCAUACUUUACUGGACCCUAUUCAGCCCUGCAAUGUGCCUCCUCAUAUAUCUCUACAGUCUUGUUCGGUGGUAUUUUAUCAUCACCAUUGUUAUCUUUGUGCUGCAAGAAAGAAUAUUUGGUGGACUGGAGAUCAUUGAACUUGCAUGUUACCGGUUUUUUCACAAACAGCCGCAUUUAAAUGCGAAGAAAAAUGAGUGAGAUCAUGAGGUUCACAGUGUGAUAGCCAAGGGGAUAUUUUGGAAAUGUGUUGAGCCUUUGUAAACGGAGAUGCAUUUUUGCAUGACUAUGUCAAAUAUUUCUACUACCAUCAUUAUUUGUUAAAGAUAUUUUGCACUUAGUUUUGUGGGAAAAUCUUGCUACACAUACGAUUUCUUUUUAAAUCUCUGAAUGUAAUUUCAAUACGUAGCAGGGAGCAAUUGCUAUAAAAUACUAGGGCCAGAGUAUCACUAAGCAACCACUGGGCUGUUAACGGACAGGGUACCACAAGAUUUUCUUAAAGGCCCAAUCCCAUUUCCUCACAAACUCCCCAGACCAGAAGCAGGUCUGGGGUUGGGGCGGCUCAAAUCAAGUGCCAGCACCUGACUGUGGAAGUGAGGGCCUUUCCUCCCGGCCCCUCCCCCAGCACUCUCCACAGGCUUUUCUACACCAAUCAAACCAUUGCAUCCUUCCCUAAGGCCAGAAAACAGAAAUCUCUCGUCCUUCAGCCAUGCACCCAGCACCCAUUUCGAUAGGAAGUUCUUCAUUACUCAUAAAACCCGGGCAGUUAGCCUUGCAGUCCCCCAGACAUCAGAAGACCACCUGUGCCCUUUCAUCCCAUGGAUAUAGUAAGACCUGGACAUUUCUCAGGGAGCAACCACAGGCUCUCCACUUAGAAACCUUAGUUUGAAUUUUUACAGAUUGGAAUUAAGACAGUUUAGUUCUUCACUUGUACUUACUCUUGCGUGCCCAGCGCUCGUUGGCAGGUGUAGCUUUUUCUGCGUUAAAAACAGUCUAUAUCAAGUCACUUACCUUUCUAAAGGAACGUGUGGAAGGUUCUGUUACUGCAAACUCUUAAAGUUGUGUCUUUUGAAAUACUUCUUUAAAACCUGGCCCAAAAAGGAAGGUUAUUGUAUUUUCUGUACGUGCAUGGGUAUCUAACAUCUGCCAUUAAAACAACAGCAACAGCGCUUGCAGACAGGGCAGUAAUGGCUUAGCCUAAAUUAUUCAACCCUUGCAGCCUUGACAGAUUUUACUCUAAAAACUAAAGUAACAGGAAAAAUGAACCCCUUUUUAAUGAUAACGAGGGCUCGCUGUCUUUUUAGUCCUUCCUGUUUCAGUACUAAAAUUUUAAUCCACUUUUGACCAAUCAGUUGUUUGCCUAAAUAUUCCUGACAUUUGGAGUCCAUGGAAAAUCCGGCAAACCAACAGCACCCAUGUCCUUCUGAGGCAGAAAAAUCGUGGUCAUUGUUUCCACCCUGCUGGAGCUGUGUACCACUGUUUUUAUCAUACAGUGGAGACACUGGUCAGAGUCACAGAAAAUAGGCAAUUAAAGGUCUUUAGCUGUUAGCAAACUUGUCCACUUUACUCCUGCCUUGAACCAGCCUCAGAAGCUAUUGCUUUAUGUACCCUUUUGGCACAAAUGCCUUCUCCUUAAUUACAACCCAUUUUUGCUCAACAAUGACUUUUACCCAACAUUUGAAACAUGCACUGCCAUCGCUGGCUCAGAGGAAGAGAACUAGCUAGUGCCGCACCUAGGGCGCCAGCCUCUAUUGAACCACUCCCCGCUUCCCGGGCUGUUUUCACUCCUGCUAAGAGCUACUAAUUAGUUGUUAUGCAGGCCUGCUCCAUCCCCAGCUCUUUAAUCCCAUGGUUCUUGAGGUGUUUUUCUUCUUUAACCUUUUUUUCCCCCUCGAAUAAAAGAGGUUUCUAAUUUAGAUUUCUGUCAGACCUCCUAUAAUUUUGGUUAUAUUUGGAAACACGGAAUUGUAUAAUCAGUCCUGCAUUUGUCCUGGGCAAAGGGGAAAUGCCGUGUCCUUUGUCCCACACAUGUCUAUGCUGUAGUGUGUCCAGCGCCCUUCCUCCAGCUCCUUGGAUGCUUGUUCAUGUGUGACCUCCGUAGAAGAGCAUGAAGCCAGUACAGGAGGAAAGCUCUUUUCUUUCCUUUUUAAAAAAAUGUUCUCUUUUGAUCAUAAAAGACAUGUUCAUGAUAAAAUGCAAACUUUGUUUUACCUACCCAAAAUUCAUAUGCACCAAAACUCUACAGGGGAAUACAGACAUCGUACCUGCUUUCAGAAUCAGAAAUGAUAACUUCAAAACUAAAAAAGUUGCUUCUUUUUGUUUGGUUUUCUGGUUUUGUGUUUUGGGGUCUUUGUGUUUUUGCAGUAAGGCUUCUUUCAAAAGUUGUAAUUAUUUAUGUUCCUACAUAUCUCCCUUUUUCUUUUAAAAAUUUUUUAAAGAACUACUCAGCGGAUGAUUUGGAACUUAGAGCUUUGUAAAAAUUGGUAACAAAAUGUCAAGUAGAAGUUAAUUUAACUUUAAUGUUGUGAUCGGCCUCAGAAAUGACCCCUUCCACACCUUCCCACCUCCUCUCUCUGGACUCAGAGUAACCCUUGUUCUGCUGCGUCCAGACGCACACUUCCCACUGACUGCUCUUUCGGUCCUCUGAAGACUGGCUCAGUGGACUGUGAAAUGUUUACAGUACCGUCUGUCCAACUGUUCAGUCUUUACCAUUCAGAAAUGUUUCAAACAAAGCAAGUGUGGUUCAUAUGGGACAUGAACCAUUCUACUUAAAAUAGGAAACUACAAGUUAGGGGGCCGAUGAGGCUGCAAGUUCUUUCACCAGACAGCUCUGACAAGCAGGCCAGAAUCACUGCACAAAUCAGUAGGAAAACAUGGUAAAAGAUUGGAAGAAAAAGAAUGUUAAACAGAGCACGUAAUUUCAAACUCCUAUUAAAGCUCUUCCUUGUUUGUUACACUAUGAACACGCAGAUUAGGGAGAAAUACCAGCUUCCACUCACAUCACUUUGAAAUGAAUCACUUCCUCAGCACCAUCUCGGGAGCUGGACCUUGGUGGCCAAGACCGAAUCCUGCAGAAAGGGUAACGCUUCUAUGCACCUGGCCUGCAGGCUCUGGGCCCGACCAGGAUGCCCUUGUGCACUUUUAUAAUAGAAACUCUAAUGGAGGAAGCCUGUUGGUAUUAAAUUGUUUACAUUUCUUUAUAUAAAUAAUGUGCUUUCAGUGCCUUAGUUACGGGUCCCUUUCUUUUUCUGGUUCCAAGAAUUCUGCAAUGUGUUCCUUAGGUCAAAGUCUCUUUUAGCUACUCACUGGGAGGAAAAUGGCUUGUAAACACUGGUCACUGUGGUAAACACUACUUUGUGGGGACAUCUGGAGAGGAGAGCUUGUUGCUGAGGUAGCCUUUGCCUUAGUGCUGUUAUUUAUGUGAUAGGAAACAAAAAUGGUCUUGUCAUGCGAUGAGCUUCAGACUGGAGAUGGCCCAAAAAUUGUCUUGUACUUAAGUUUUUAUUUCAGAAGAGAAUCUUGGUUUUAGUAAUUUAUUUUUUAAAAGAUUAUGUAUGAAACACCAAGUUUUAAAAAUAACUCACAGAAUGGCCUUAGUUUUCAAUGUCCACUAGUAUGUUUGUGAGUUGUGUUAUCUGUAAUUUACAUCCCAGAAUAAAGUGGAAUGAAUUGGAUAGAGUUUG